Liolophura sinensis is the source of this 1712-nucleotide messenger RNA. Its product is annotated as leucine-rich repeat-containing protein 73-like. The record is from RefSeq and is a predicted model, not a curated record. The transcript has 4 exons. NCBI's taxonomy places the organism in Eukaryota, Metazoa, Mollusca, Polyplacophora, Chitonida, Chitonidae. Bases 128 to 1273 code for a protein of 381 amino acids. Gene Ontology annotation, molecular function: protein binding.
CGGUUAUGGCUGUCAAAAACUAAGCAUUUGCCGAAAGUUUCACUUUCAAAUGUACCGAAAUUGCAUCUUUGUUUCAACCAAGAGUUGACGUAUAGUGUAAUCUUAAGAAUCUAAAAAACCAGUGAAAAUGUUGCCGGGUGCAGGCAUUAUCCAGAUGACUGGGGAAAUGCUUACUUCUCCGGAAGUCAGCAACAUCUGCGAAUCUUUAGAAAACAGCGGCAUACGAUUCUUUUCUCUGCGUGACUGUAAAGUAGGUGACAAGGAAUGCAAACGGCUAAUGAAGGCUGUUGGUCAGUGUAAAUCAGUCCUACAGCUAAAUCUUAGUCUUGGACUUGUAAAUGACAGUUUCAGGGUGGAGCUGGUUGCACAAGCCCUUACCCGAAAUCGAUCUUUACGUGUUCUGUCGUUGCAUGGAAACAAACUUGGUAAUGAAGGAGUGAAAGUAAUAUGCCAGGCUUUGGCUCAACAUCCGCACAUUACAUCUCUUGACCUGGGAGACUGUGCCUUUGGGGAUGAUGGACUAGAGGCUGUUUGUGAUCUGUUGCCACCUGAUGGAGCGAAGUCAGGCCUUCAGGAUCUAACUCUCAGUGCUAAUACAGACAUCACUGCAAGAGGUUGGGCCAAGUUCAGUAUGGCCAUUGGAGCCAACAGCAUGCUGAAGGCUCUGUACUUAGAUUACAACACUCUGGGAGAUUAUGGUGCAGGGUGCCUGGCUGUGUCAUUAGCUGCUAACCGUAAGAUAGAAAUGCUGGACCUGGAGGGAACUGGGCUAACGGAACAUUCUGCUAAGUUGUUCCUACACCUGGUUAAGAGUUAUCCCCUGAGGUUAAAACGCCUUGUGCUAAGUGAGAAUCGUGUUCAUAAGAGUACAGUGGAGGCCAUUAGGACUUGUUUGCAGGACUUUGCAGAAAAUGAUAAUGAUAUCACCAGUGAGGCCGAGGAAACCAGUCAAUCAGGCAAAGUCACAGAGGUCAGACUGCGGACAGUGGACAGGUCAUCCAGAAAUGAUGUAGACAAAGCCCAGUUGUUGGAAAAUUUGGGACAGCUAAUGAACACACCUGAGCGAAAACCAGGUAAACACAGAAAUAAAAGUUCAAAUGUGGGUAAGGAUGAUGAUAUUACACGCGCAAAAUACUCUGCUGAGUAUAGUUCACCUAAGAUCUCCAAACACCCUCCUCAGGAGUCUCAAAGAAGAGUGGGGGAAGACACUCAGCGUAACCCUCUAACAGAGACAGAGGAGUGGGGAGACGAGUUGACUGAGGUGCCCUUAUGACAACUAGCCUCAUCAGUACCUUCCGAUCAUAGUUGGGUGUCCUUCAAAAAACAAUGACGUGACAAAGAUGAAGAGUUUUAAACAUUCAUUGCACAAUAUUUCCGUCCAUUUCUGGCACCCUGUGAAGGUGGUGGUGAUUGAUAACUUUGACAAAGUAUUUUCAAGUCUGUUGAUUAAAUUAUUUCAUGUAUUGGAUGGCUUUGUUAUCAAGGAAGAGUGCAUAAUGUUAAACUUAUGGAUUUAUUACAUAUGUGUUAGAAAAAAAUCACAUAACUUUUGAUGAACUUUACUUACAUGUAAAUGUAUGUUAAAUGAUAUAUAUUUUUUUUUGGCCUCGCUCUACAUGGUUAAAUUUAACUCUACACAAUUGCACGCAUAGCUUUGUAGAUGUCUACAGGUAUCUUAUCUACCUGCAUAUAUUUAUCUACACUGAAAUAAA